AUGCCGCUCAAUCUUCAGGCGCUAAUCCGUUCAGUUCUCUCUCGGCCGCGCCCUAAUCAGAGCCUCGCAAAUUUCAGCACUCUUCAAAACGCCGAACCCACCAAAUAUCCGCCGGAGAAAGGCCUCGUCGUCUCCUUCCUGAUCAACUCGUGUGGCCUGUCGCCGAAGGACGCCGUUGCUGCCUCCAAGAAAGUGCAUUUCGACUCGCCGGGCAAGCCCAACGAUUUCCUGGGUGUUCUCCGAAAACAAGGUUUCACAGAGCCCCAGAUCUCCCGUAUCGUGAGGGCCGAACCCAAAUUACUCACGUGGAGCGCAGAAAAGUUCAUUCUGCCAAAGAUCCAAUUUUUCCGGCAGUCUUUGGUCGGUGUUUCUGAGAAGGACGUGCUCGACACCGUCUCGAGAUUCCCUUGCUUUUUGACCUCAAGCUUGGAGCACAAGCUCGAGCCCAACCUCGAUUACCUCAAGAAUCUUGUCGGGCCCAAAACGACCGAAACCCUCUUCCGGAAGGGAUCCCGGGCUCUGUUCAGGUUCGACCUCACGAACAAGGUUAUCCCAAACAUGAACCACUUGCAGGAGAUUGGGGUGCCCCCGGCCUUCCUCAAGCUUUCGUUAUUUCAGUGCGUUGGGAUAUUUUCCCUUGAACCCAAUGAAUUCAAGAAGCUGGCUCAGAAUGUGAGGGAAAUGGGUUUCGACCCAUCGAAAUCGAUGUUUGUUCUAGCACUGCACGCUCUCUCGGGGAAGGCUUGUUUGGCUCUGUGGAACAAAUGUUAUCAAGUUUAUCAGAAAUGGGGUUGGUCGAGGGAUGACAUAUUGUCUGCAUUCAUGAAGCAUCCAAAUUGCAUGCUUUGUUCGGAGAAGAAGGUCACGGCUGUCUUGGAAUUUGUGGUUCGGGAGCUGGGUCGGGAGGCGAGGGUUGUUGCUAGGUGCCCGAGCAUCAUUUUUUACAGUAUGGAGAGGAGGAUAGUCCCCAGGUGCACUCUCGUUCGUGACUUAGCUUCCAAGGGAUUGGUGAAAAAAGAUUGGGUCUUGACGAGCGUGCUUUCCCUUACGGAGAAAGAUUUCAUGAGGAAGUACGUGGUUCGGUUUGCCCAGGAAGCACAGGGGCUUUGUGGAACAUAUGCAUUAAGGGAAAAAAAUGUUGCGUUUUUCAAACUCAUCUCUUAG
Striga hermonthica is the source of this 1164-nucleotide messenger RNA. The record is from the annotation of a GenBank genome assembly. NCBI's taxonomy places the organism in Eukaryota, Viridiplantae, Streptophyta, Magnoliopsida, Lamiales, Orobanchaceae.